UGUCGCUCCCAUUUCUCCUCCUUAUUUCUCCUCUUCUUCCCUUUCUCGGGAAGCAGAAAGAACAAAGAGAAUGUGUAGCUAUCAUUCGCGAUGCGUAAGAAGAUACAUUUAAUCCUCUCUUGUGAGAAAGUGCAAUUUUAGAAAGGAAAAGCUGAUCAGAACUUAGAGAAUACAGGACAUAAAAUAAUCGAGAUUGUGAACAAUGAGAAGGAAAAAGCAAAGAUGUGUCUUAGUUAUGCCAUAAGGAGUUGAAUUGCAUUUGUGCUGCAGUGAAAAAAAAAAAAAUAAAGUAUCAGAUACUUUAGAAAACCCCUUUGCAUAGUCUUCCAUUCAUUAUGUGUCAAGAGGUGUCCUUAGAGCAGCUUUUGGGUAGAGAUGGCGAGUGAAAUUCAGUGUUGUCGGAGAGAGCGCCAUGUGGCAGCUCAGUGACGACGGAGGUGUGUGCCAAAAAUGUGUGUCCGUUAAAGAAGUUUUUCCAGUAGCAUCCCAGAAUGUAGUUCGAGAGGAUGCGUAGUCAGUGGAACAAGAUGCACCGAGGAAGAGAGUUAGGGAAGUGGUUCGGCAUUCCGUGAUGGAGAAAGUGCAGGUCAUGAGCGUGGGUCCAGCCGCUUGUGUUGGCCGGGGCUCUGUUGGGCCUCCGCAGACCCUGAGGGGAGGCCCGCUUCCCACUCAGGACCAGAGUGCCGAGUACAUGCGACCAAGAGACAGAAAGGGCAGCAAGGCCAACUCGGCCCUGACUUCACAGACGACAAAUGUGAUCAACAACAAUGUGGAGGUGAAUGGAUUAGUGAACGGUGGAAUCACUAAUAGCAAUAAUAAUAACAAUAAUAACAGUAAUGUUAGUGAUAGGGGGAAUGCGCGCAAGAAAAGCACUGAUGCCAAAAACCGUGAGCAAGGGACAAUGGGUUUUGUGAGUGAGAGAGUGAGAGCACUUAGUGUCAGCAACCGGCCAAAGACAAGCUCUUCGCACAGGUUUGGACCUCCAGACCUCCGUGCGUCUUACAAUGAGAGACUGCGCUCGGGCCCCACAAGCCUGCAGCCCCCUGGAAGGGGAGGAGGCAGUGGGCGCCCAGGUCAGGAGGUUGGGGGAGGUUUUGUGUACAUGCGAGGUACAGGUGGUCUGUAUCGCAGCAACUCCUCACUGGAGCUGGACCAUGAUGCAGAAGAGCAACCUCCUGCGUCCCCCCUGCGCAGGGAGUACGGCUCCCAUGGCUCCAUCAAUGUGGCUGCUGCUCCCCCAGAAACCCUUUUCAACAUCCUAAGAGAUCUCCAGCCAGCUGGUAGGAUAGAACCCCCCUCAGCCUCUGCAGACAAUGUGGCAGGAGCUGGUGAAGCUGAAGCCACAUCCCCAAAGGUCAGGUCCAAGUUCCAGAAGCUCUGGGACAAGGACAAGUCAUCCAUAUUCAAAAAACUGCGCUCUAGCAAGAGUACCGAGGGCAAGGCAGAUAGCAAGUCUGAUGUCAACUCUGAAUCAAGUGUACCUUCAAGCUCGUCCAAGUCAUCAAAAACUGGUGAAGCCAAUGGAGAGACAGACAGCCGAGGGGAAGAGUCUGUGGCCGCUGUUCCUGCCAGGAGGUCUGCCUUUGCCCACUAUGACUGCCGCUCACUGGCAGCACACCUUACAUCAGUCCACAUGCGCUCCAGUCUCACUGAGAGGGCCAACACAACCACUGGAGCCUCAGCAGCAGCCAUGGCAGGCUCAGGUGGAUCUCAGCAUGAUAGCACUGAGGACUUAAGACCCGAUGAGAGUGACCCUGGUGAUGGAAGGUCCAAUCACCUUGUUAACAGCUGCCCCUUCUUUCGGAAUGAGCUUGGGGGGGAGAGUGAACGGGUCGUGAGUCUAAGCAGAGACUGGGGCUGUGGAACGAGAUCUGGCUCUUCAACUGACCCACCUGUUCUUUAUCGUUCUGUUGCUGCAACCACCAUCGGCCUCUUGGAACCUUCCAUGGGCCAGUCCCACUGGAGGACAACCCUUUGCCCCUAUGUUAGAAGUCCCUACACGAUAGAGGCAGUUGACCAGGGGGCGGGCUACUACCGCAGCUAUUUCUGUGGACAAGAGCAUCAGAACUGGCUUGGGGUCGAUGAUUCCUUAGGCCCUGUAGCAGUCAGUAUAAGAAGAGAGAAAGUGGAAGAUGCAACUGACAGUGCCCACAGCUUGCCUACCUACCAGUAUAGAAUAAUAGUCAGAACUUCAGAGCUUUUCAGUUGCCAAGGAACAGUUUUAGAGGAGAGCCUAGGCCGUCCAGGGGGAGAAAAAGGUCGUGGCCCGGGAGUGCGUGAGGUCCUGGAGUAUGUUUGUCCACAGCUAUCAGUUGGAUGCCUUCGCCUGGGACAUGCUACCUCACAGACAGAAGAGGCUUUGUUGAGACUGGAUGAAUUAGGGGUACACAAGAAAUUUAAGAUUGGAGUCCUGUAUUGCCGAGCUGGUCAAACGACAGAGGAGGAGAUGUACAACAACGAGACUGCUGGUCCUGCAUUUUCAGAAUUCCUGGAGACUCUAGGCCAACGUGUCAGAUUAAAAGACUUCGACAAAUACAGAGGCGGACUUGACAAGAAGACGGACUCCACAGGUUUGUACAGUGUGUAUACCCAGUAUCGUGACUUGGAGGUUAUGUUCCACGUGUCAACGCUCCUCCCCUUCACCCCAAAUAACCGCAAGCAGCUUCUUCGGAAACGACACAUUGGCAACGAUAUCGUCACGAUUAUCUUCCAGGAGCCAGGUGCUCCCCCCUUCAGCCCAAAGCACAUCCGCAGCCACUUCCAGCAUGUUUUCAUUGUGGUGCAGGCUGUCAACCCUUGCUCAGAAAAUACACAGUAUAGUGUGACUGUGAGCAGAUUUCGAGAUGUGCCAAUGUUUGGACCCAUGAUGACUGAGGGAGCCACAUUCCCCAAGUCAAAAACAUUUGCAGAGUUCCUAAUAGCAAAGGCCAUCAAUGGUGAGAUUGCAGCCCUAAGGUCGGAAAAGUUUGCAGCCAUGGCCACGCGCACCCGGCAUGAGUACCUGAAAGACCUCGCCCUCAACCAUACCUCCUCCACCACACUCGACACCUCCACCAAAUUCUCAUUAAUGGGAUUCUCAAGAGGAGGGAAGAAGGAUAAGAGAGCAAUAAAAUACAUUUCUGAUGCAAGUCUUCGUGGCGCUCUUUCCUGGCCGCUCUCUGUCAAGGACAAUGCACUGCAACAAAAUGUUGACUGUGUGUUGGGUAUAUCUGUUGACUCUUUGGUUGUGUUGGAGGAGUCAUCAGCUUCAGUCAUCUUUGCUGCUCCUUGCAAGACUGUUAUUGGCUGGACCAUCAAACCUCUUCAGGGCUUGCGGAUAUUCUACCAUCAAGGUGAAUGUCUGCAGAUCUACCUAAGGCAGGGCACCCCAGAGACUGAUGCGGAGGAAAUUAUCGCUGAGAUAGUUGCCAGAUUGUCAGCUGUGACAGGGGGAGCAGAGACACAGGAGCUUGUGUUGCGACGGAAUUCUGCUGGAUUACUAGGGUUCAAUGUGCAGCAAGAUGGCGUGAUAACAGAGGUGGAGACUUAUGGCUUGGCAUCUCAGUCUGGCCUAAGACAAGGGGCAAGGAUUGUUGAGAUCUGCACAGUUGCUCUCUCAACGCUCUCCCAGGAGCAAAUGGUGGACCUCCUCAAGACAUCAAUGACAGUGACUGUGUGCAUUGUCCCUCCACAUCUUGAUGGAACUCCACGAAGGGGUUGCAAUGUCCCAACUUGUGGAUUCCUCCUUGGGGGAAGUGAGGGAGACUAUGAGAACCUGAACACACCUGAGGAGCUCUCUAGAAAGCAUCUCAAGUCACGGCACAACCACACGUCCAGGUAUGACCGGAGCUUGUCACCCCCACGUUCCAGCAACAGCUCUGGAUAUGGCACGGGCAGCUCAUCACGCUCGUUUACUGUUGACCAGCGCAGUGGACAUGACUACCAUGACCAGGCUAGACUACAGCAGUCUGACUACCAUGGGGAACGGCAAGAUUACCAGAACAACAGUAACAACAACAGUAAUACCAGCAACAACAAUAGUAGCAGCAGCAACAACAACAACAAUUUAAACAGUGAUUACGAUCGGACGGGUGACUAUGAUAGGACCCCAGACUAUAUGGGCACACUCUCCAGCACCAGUUCAGGUCAUUCAAGUGACCGGUGGACAGAGCCUUUUGAGGAACCCCAGGACUCACCCCCUCCCCUCCCAGCCAGGUCAACUCAGGGCGCCAAGCGUCGUGGUGACCUCUUCCACUCCUCGUUCCAUAACCGAGGGAUGCCUGCCAGUGCUCCUCACUCCUCGUCUCCAUCCUCUUCCUCAUCCCAUCCCAAUUAUGCCUCCCCUCCCUCCCAUCCAAGUUACCCUCCCUCUGGUACCCCAUCAGCAGGUUAUGCUCCCUCUCUCGGCCAGAGCUCCCUCACCCCUACUCCUAUGCUAACCUCCUCCCCUUCCCCCACAUCGCAUUCCCACAAUUCGGUGGGGAUUUAUGUGACCCCAUACCACUCCUCUCACCUCAAGCCGGAGCUCGGCAUGGGCGACUCAGCCAACUACGCCGUCCCUCCCCCACACCCACGUCCGCUGCACGUUUCACACGAGGAGGCUGCCCACUUCCCAGGUUCUGGAGACUAUGACAAUGCCCCUCUUAAGCCUGUGGAAAGCCAGCGUGUGCGACAGAGUGCAGAGACCUCUGCAUCUGUAACUCUCCAGUCAUCUACAGUUUCACAGGGUCAAGUGAAUGAGUACAUUGCAUGGAGGAAUGAACGCCUCAACAGUAAUGUCCGUUCGAGUAGUCUUCCCGGGUACCCAGCUCGCAUACCAGGCCAAGACGAGAAUAAUUCUUCCACAGAACGACUGCACCCAACUCGCAGCGAAGAUGAGCUCUCAGGAAGCAGUGGCUCACCACAUACUCGUCGGAGGAUGAAGGGAGGUAACACAACACCCUCAUCCACAUCCUCCAGGAACCAGUCUCCGCGCACAGUCACCACUGAGGCUCGUCUCCGACAGGCAGCCACACCUAGGAAGAGCAGCCAGAGAAAUUCAGCGAAUUUAGGCUCUUCUAGUUUGCAGGAAGAGCUGUUCCGACUUAUCAACCCGGAUUAUAUCUCAGACACAGAAUCACUGGCAUCAAGGGAAGGUGCAGAAAGGCCCAGAGCAUUCAGUGUCAGUCUGGGCACUGCUUCUACUGCAGGUCACAAUGCUCAAGGCAGCAGAAGCAACAACAGCUCCCUGGACAGAGUGUCUGUUAAGUCAGGAGGAGGAAGUGUAAAUGGAGAGAGAGCAAGCCCUGGUCAGUCCCUAAGUGGCAACCCUAGCAAUCCCACCAUACAUACACAGGGCCCUUCACCUCCCCAGCCCCCAGGAGUCAACUACCGAGGCUUCCCAAUGUCUCAGAGCAUGCCUCAGCACCUUUCAUCUGCUGCUCCUACCCCAACCCAUGGACAGAUCUCCCCUGAUCCCAACCAUAAUGUCCCCUCACGGACAGAAGUGGCAGAGGUGGUAGUGCUAACAGCCAGACCAGCCACUGUCAUAUCCAAUUCAUCAGCCACGUCAAGUCCUGCUACAACCAGUGACCAGCGUGGGGACCUCAAGAUUGGAGCUGGCCCUCCAGAUCCUCGUGGUCCCCCACACCCACAUGUACCUGACCAAAGAACAGUACCUGCAAGAGACAGAUAUGUGGCCAGCAGCAGUGCAGACCCCAGUCUCAAGAACCCACAGUGGGUGGAUAUGAGCCGGGAAGGGAAGGGUGCUCCUUCUGAGGCGGUGAGUGGAGAACAGGGUGGAGGCCUUGAUGUGGACCAAGAGUGGAUGAGCCUUGUCAACACAGCCACCCAGGCCAUUCAGAAGAGUGGAGACAUGAUUGGGACAAAUCAGGCUCGGCCACCUCAUCCCUCACAGUCUCAGAACUGGCAGCUUCAAUCUUCAAUGAGAUCCUUGGAUGAUGCUAGUACCCCUAUGGAUUCAGGCCAUCUUCAGGACAGAUUGGCGCAGCUAGAACGGCAGCUAGCAGCUGAGCAGCAGAGAUCAGAGCAGCUAGAAGAUGAAGUCUCGCAACUGCGAACAGAGAAUCGUAAGCUGCAGGAGGACAGCCGUGCAGCAGCACAGCAGCUACACCAAUUCACAGAGUGGUUUUUUAACACUAUAGACAAGACUUGAAAUAUCAGUGGAAAUUAUGUUUUAAGUUCUUUGUUCAGCAAAAAAGAAAAAGAUUGAAUUUAAGUAGAACUUCCAAUGUCAAUUUGUGAUUGUGAAUUGGUGUUUUGUAGUAUAUACAAGAGGACAAGCAUCAUAGAUUCCCAUUUGAACAUUUUAACAGAACACUUUCUGUAUGUAACUUAAUGGGAAAAUAGAUCUGCAUGCUUUUUCUUGACAAAUGGAAGCCCAUGGACAGAGAAAAUUCAUAACUGUGUGAUCUUACAUGAGUGAUAUGUGACUGCUUGGAAAUGUGGCAGCUACAUGCAGUGUUGUGUGUGCCUUGUGCAUUGUGUAUUGAUUAAGAAGUGAAGUGUGAAAAUGAGAAAUAAUUGUUUUGGAACUUUUUGGCCCCAAUACUUAAUUUUUUAUACAUAUAUUUUUUCUCACUCACCUUUUUUACUAACUGAAAAUGUAUUAGGGAGCCAAAUAGACACCUUCUAGUGUUUGCCGUCCGUGCCUCUGUCUUUGGCAAGACUACUUAAGAAAUAGAACUUAACGGUUUAGUGCCUUGUGUUACCAAGCUGGUAUUAUCCUGUCAUAGCCAAGUUCACCAUCAUCUCCAAGAUCAGUGUAAAAAUCUUUUUAUUUUUCUUGACAUUUUGGUUGGGGAUGAGAUGGAAGGCAAAGGAAUGUGCCACUGCGUGUUCAUAGGUUAUGUGAAGGGAGUGUCUCAUUGAGAAUCACACAUGCAUUCACAGACAUACACUUGUACGUAUAGCUGUAUACAUAAACAUACUUAUCCUUAUACAGAUAUUCAUGUAUAUAUAAAACCAAAGAGAAUUUUUUUCCUGAUUGUGAAAUGAUUUUCCAUUUUCCUAUUUUUUUCCACUUUCUCACUCUCUAGUUCCUUUUUAUUGAGGGAAACCAAAAGUUAAUUUUGGGAAAAGUAGAAUGGGGGAAAGCAGUUUGCAUAGUAAGUGUGGACGUCAGGCAUGGGUUGAAUACCGAUGGGUUGAAAAUCCUUACACCCAACAUGUUUUUCCUGGACUUUUGUGUGUUCCAUGGCCAAAGUAUGCAUUAAUUUUGUUCUCACAGUUUACUCUCAUUACUUAUUCUUCUCUCUUUUUAGUAUCAGUAUGUUUUUUUGGCAAUUGUAAUAUAUAUGUUCAGUUAUUGUUCAGAUCACUGUACAAGUGAGCAGCUUUGCAGGAUAUUUGUGAAGCCACUUUUUUCCAUUGCAUCAUCAUUUAUGAUGAUUAUUAUCAUUAUUAUUGUUCUUUUAUUAUUACCAUCAUGAUCAUCAUCAUGUCAUCAUUAUCACAAUGAUGAUUUGUUCACUUUUCCUCAGCCUGUGUUUCUGUAUCAGUAUUUGAAUAAUGUCUAGAUUCAGUUUCGUAGAAAGGUUUCAUGGAGGGAGUACCCCCAUUCUGAUGAAGUGACGUUGCUAUACUAAUGCAGAAAGGGACAUUUUACCAAGCCAUUUAAACGCUGUAGAUCAGCUGCCAUACGUGCAUUGUAAACACUUAAUCAAAAAACCAGUGAACCAUACGUAGGGAAUCCCACUUUUUUUUUCGUCUUUCUUCUUUUUUGAGGUGUGAUAGUUACUGAGUGUUCUAAAAGGUAUACUGAAUAGAGCAAAUAAUAUGUGUAAUAGGGAAAGAGCCAAUUUUUGGUUGUUACCUAUGAAACAAGAGAUUGGGAUAGAAACUCCAGUUUUUCAUGAAGGCAAAAGUAGAAAAAGAUAUGUGUGGCAUAAAAAUCUGGAAAUGUUGAUGGUGGUAAAAUUAAAAGUAAAGACUUUGAUGGCAGAAACUGUAUAUGUUGUCUGUAUUAUCAGUGACUUACCAGUGUUAUUAUUAUUAUUUUUAAUAUGCAUUUUUUCUUUUGUUUUGUGUAAUCAUCACUAUUUUUUGAUAUCCAUAUAUAUAUAUAUACAUACUCAGUAUUGCUAUUGCUUAUUAUUAUUAUUUUUUUUUUACAAUUCACUUUAUCCUGUGCCUUUGCUUUAAUGCAUGUCUCACCAGAAUACCAAAGUGUGUAGCCAGCAGUACAAAAUCCUUUCAGUAUAAUACUCGCCAAAUUAUAUGGUUGAAAUCCCUUUUUUUCCCCAUUUUUCUUUUCUUUUUCUUUUUUGUUUUCAAGAGAUCAUGGAAGUGUUCCAAGUUUUUUUUUUUUUAUUAUUAUUAUUAUCAUCAUUUUUAUUAUUAUUAACCUAUAUAACUCAUGAUUGUACAUUUGUGAAUAGUUCAGUUGAUAGAGGUCUUUAACAUAAUAAGUGUAUGGUGGUAGUCUCAUUACAACCAUUAAUACCGAUAAUAGUUUGUGACCAUUAUAUAGCGAUAUUGUGAAGGAAAAGGACAGGUUUCCGUUGUUGUUUUUGAUACGAGGGUAAUUUCAAGAUGAAAAGAAAAUUGGCGAACAUUUUUGUAGUUAAAUAGUUGUGGAGAGAAGUUGGUGAGGUAGCUAUUAGUUGCAUUUUUGUAAUAUUUUUUAUACUUCAUUGUCUUUUUUCCCCCCAUUUCUCACUGUCAUUAUUAUUUUUUUCAUUUCUCAGUGUAUAAAAAGUCUAGAUCAACACAUCAGUCAAUUCUUAAAGUAAAAGUUCAGUCCAAAAGAAAAGAAAAGAAAAAAAAAGGCUCAAGUAAGCCUUCUUCCAACUUUCUUCCCCCGUGCUUGGCCCUUCCAAAUUCCUGUACUGUGCAGAAGACGGAGCAAUGUUAAGAGCCCCUUGUUGCACUUUUAGCCUAGCAUUUGUGAAAUAGUAGUCUCCCCCACUUAUAAGGCAUCUAGAAUCCAAUCUUUUUCCUCUUCUAUUCCAUUUUUGCACUUUUCUGAGCACUGAAUAGUAGUGCCUGCUAUUAUUUUCUUCCUUUCAGAUCUCUCUAGAUCUUAUCUUGUACUUGCAGAGAAUAAAAAAUAGAAAUGGACUGUUGAAACAUUUCAUAUUUUGGGCAUAUAUUGUACGUAGGUUUGAUGAAUCUACAUAUAACUUUACCUCAAGACAAUCAUUAAACAUUAUCAUUGCAUUGUUAGUACAGCUGACAGCUUGCACAAGGCUGAAGUAGUGUCUGGAUCAUAAGAAAGAAAACAUUGUAGUGGUGUAAUUAAAUAUGAAAGAGAGGAGAGUUAGAAUUUUAAAGAGCAAUAGAAAUGUGCAUAUAUUAUACAUACUUAACUGGAUUUAUUAACAUUACCUAAAUUGUUAUUUGAAAGUUCAUAUUGACCAAAAAAUUAAUGUUCAGCGAUGCAAGAAAAAACAAAUUUGCCUUCAACUGGCUUUUUACCUUGUGCUUGCUGUUAGCUGAAAAUUGCAAACACAUAAGCAUUCAAAAUUGUAACAUAGUGAAUCAUUGUUCAUGUUGAAAACAUUUUGCAAAGUUGCUAAUUUCAAAUGCACAGCACUUUGUAGAAUAUUUAAUAUCAUGUAGGCACAUAGUGCAAGUGCAACAGUACACAUGUAACCCAUGAAAGUUCUUUUACAUGCAUGCUGCCAAGUUGCACAUUUCAUUAUUUAGUUCCUUUUUUAUAUGAAACAAUUUUUCUUACUCCUUUUUUUUUUAUUUUAAUAUCUACCACAGAACAUUUAUUAGCUAAUGGAAAGUAUUAAAGGACUAAAACCCAGAGAGCAUCUAAUGAAAGUGUGAAGCCAUUGAAGAUUUAGAUUGUAAGAUUGGGAAAGUGAUUGUAAGAUGCACAGACUGGCUGAAAAGGGACCAUAACAGUGUAUAGUGUAUAAUUACCAAAUUAUUUUUUACAUCAAAGGACCUACAGUAUGCCAAUUAGCAUAUUACAGUGUGUAUUUAUCUUCCGAGUGCAUUUUGACUUGUAUAUUUGAAUAAAUUUACAUCAGUUAAUAGCCUUUCUUGAGAUAAUACUGUAGGAACAUGAUCUCUUAUAAAAAAUGUACAUUGUUCUUUUGAAGCAAAAAUUAUCAAAUAUGGUGGAUGUAGGGAAGAAUGAAAGAAUUUAUCCAUUUGGGGAUGAAAACGUCUUGCAGUCUGCACUGUCAGGCAUGACAAACCUGUCCAAAUUUGUUUUGUACAUGCAAGAGAAAUUGUGUAGAUGCACCAUAAUUCGUAAGCUAUGUGCCUUACAUACAAAUAGAAUUUGUAUUUUAAAAUGUUUGUUAUUAUCCCCUAAUUGCAAAGUUAAUGUUUAUCCUCUCUAUCUAUUUAAGAUAGAUACAAACCAUAGUAAUGUUUAUGAAUCCUUUAGUGUUCAAUUCUUCCUUUUAAAACCCAACAAUUGAAUGGGAUAAAACAAUUAAAUUUUCUUGGAUGUUUUCCUCCUUUGAAUUCUGCUUAAGGAAUGGUUAUAGUAAGCUAAAGUUUCCUUGUUUAGAAUAUUUCGAAUUUUACUUAUCUAUUAAAAAAUUUACAAUAUAUAGCAAUAAGGCAAGACUUGGGGGCAAAGCCCCCUGUUAAUUAAAGGGCAUACAGCAUUAUAAUAAUGUAUUGUGCUGAAAGGGUAAAAUUAGUUAAUUAGGACAAAAUAUGUUAGAUGUCAAAGGUCAUCAAGUGCUGUAGGUUAGUAUGGUAGUGAAAUGGGUAAAGAGGAAAUAGCAAAUGGAGUAGAAAGGCUGAUUAGGACUGACAAAGCCAGUCUCAUUCUUUCAGCACAGCUCCCACACUUUGGGAUGUGGAAAAGGCAAUGAAGAAAAAGAGAACGAAAGGAGAAGAAAAGACCAUGCAAAAUAAGUCGAGGUGAGGGCCAAGGUUCAAGGUAGAGAGGAUCACCUCCAUUGGUCCACAGUCUCCGUCUCCUAAGCUCCCCAUGAAGACAAUAAGCAUGUGAUUGGGGGUGUAUUAGUUUUAGAACAAUUGCCUAUCCUGUGCAUUUUUUAACUUUUUCUUCAUUGUGUGCAAGUUAUAUAGCUGGCUUCUAUGUAAGAUCAAUGGAUUGCUGCACUAAAGAUGAACUAAAGAAAAACAUGAAAAAUGUAUAAAAUAAGUCAGGAAAUAAUGUAGAUAAGAUAUAUAACGUAACAUUAAAUGUUCAUAGCUUCACAAAAAAAGAUGUAUACUUGCUAUACUAGUUAGGUGUCAACAUUACUGAUUACAUAUUCAGUGGAGGUCUUAAAGGUAAUGCCAUGCCAGAAAAAAUAUUCUGACAAGCCACUUCACAACAGCAACUGUGAUGUUACAUAUGCUUAGAAACAGUUUUCCAUAAUAUAAAGGUUUUUAUCCAAUGAGUGAUUUUGAGAUGAGGUUCUUUCAGCCACCGUGUUCAUAAGAAAGAUAUUAAAUAAUUGGACGAGUUAGACCAAAGAAAUAGAUGCAUCAUGACCUGUGGCAGAUAGGGUGUUCACUACUACCUGGUUCAACUAGAUCCUUAUGGUAAAACACGAAACCAAAUGGAUUGCAGAGCCUAUACACAGAAAUGGAGAUAGUACUGCAGUACUUUAUUACCAGGUUUACAAUAAUUUCAUCAUAAUAGAUACGUUAUUCUUAGAAUGUCUGAUGUUUGCAACAAGUAACUGUGCUAGACGUCAAAGGUCAUAUAGCACUAUGGUAAAGUAUUGUGUCAGAAAGGGUAGGAGUUAAAGAUUAGCAUAAAAUGUGUUAGAUGUCAAAGAUUAGAGAUCAUUACAGGAUAGUAUGGUAGUGAAAAGGGAAAAUAGGGGAUUAAGUGAACUAGAGCAGAGAUUAGUAGAAAGGGGAGGGUUAAGGGUAGGGCAACUGAGUGAAUUACAUUGUAUAUGUGACUGGGGAAGGUAUAGGAACAAUGUUCAAGAAAAACAGAGAUGGCUGUUGAAAAAGUAGGGAAAAGAGGGAAGUAAAUGAAGAAGAGCUGGGACUAGUAAAAUGGGAAAGGUUAAGGGGGAGGUAGAGAGGGUGGGGUAUGUUGGGAGGGUGUAGGGGUGUAGGGUACUAGAGGAGGAUGAAGAAUAUCUGCAAAUAACUUUAAAGGUAGUAGGAGAGAGUGGAGUGGAAUGUUUAGGUUGCCUGGUGUGACAAAUGAAGUGAGGAGGAGUAGGAGGUAUCAGGGAAGAGAUUUAGAUUUAGACUGAAAAACAAAUUUGACUGGGGGAGUAGGCAUGGGAUGGUUUAGGGUAUAGAUUCAAAUCAUUUGAGUUUCAAAGCAAGUAUUAUAAAUCCUUCUAUGUCAUUGAGGAAAAUUCUGACCAUACUAUACAAAGUUACACUAUGAGAUGUAGACUGGCUUCUGCUAAGUUUAAAUAAGCACAGAAAAAAAUAAACUUUUUUUUUUUUUUUCAUGAUUACCCUUUUUAUUUUUCUUCUUGGAAUAUCAUCAAUCUACAAGUUAAUACUAAACAGAUUAACAAGUACUUUUUUCUGCCAAGAUCAGUGUCCAAUCAGUAAAGGGUAUAAUCAAAUAAAUAUGAUGUUAAAAUCAUAAGUAUCCAACUCAAGCUAUCUUUAUUAACAAUAUACCAUUACAUAAUAUUUAAUACCAUUUAUACAAUGCAUACACCUGAUAACAGUUUGACAACCACAACUAUCCAUACAUUAUCUUCAAGAUGGAAAGCACAAAACAAUGACAAUGUCCUUGCUUGGAAUGUUUUUGUAUAUAUAUUUUUCAUUUUUUUCAGUACCACUUGUUGGCCAGUGUCAUUUCCCAGGAGUUGAGCUGUAGCUGCAGAUGCUAUUCACAGGAAAAAUUUGGGGUACAUACUUCUAAGCUACUUGCGAGGAUACACAAGUUCCCCGGGAAAUGUAUCCCUAAUACAAAACUUAGCUGUUCUUGUAUCCCCAACAAUGCUUAAAAAAAAAAAAAAAAAAAA
Molecule: messenger RNA, 12857 nt
Organism: Penaeus vannamei (Pacific white shrimp)
Lineage: Eukaryota; Metazoa; Arthropoda; Malacostraca; Decapoda; Penaeidae
Source: RefSeq, a predicted model, not a curated record